This is a messenger RNA of Chinchilla lanigera (long-tailed chinchilla), 2544 nucleotides long. RefSeq names its product solute carrier family 16 (monocarboxylate transporter), member 5 (gene Slc16a5). Bases 337 to 1728 code for a protein of 463 amino acids. The record is from RefSeq and is a predicted model, not a curated record. The transcript is spliced from 4 exons. NCBI's taxonomy places the organism in Eukaryota, Metazoa, Chordata, Mammalia, Rodentia, Chinchillidae. Gene Ontology annotation, biological process: monocarboxylic acid transport; transmembrane transport. Gene Ontology annotation, molecular function: monocarboxylic acid transmembrane transporter activity.
ACAGGAAAGAAUUCCAUCCUCCCGCUUGGUGUCAUUGGCCACUGCUCGCCCCACCCCAUUGCCCCUCCUGUCGCCUUCCGCCAGGCUUUUUGGGAAGUGGGUAAAAGGAACCGUCAAGGCCAAAGCAUGGGCCUCUGGCCACCUCCCAGGGAGUGGUGCCCUUCUGUGAUACCUGUGCUGGGGCAUGAGGAAGAGACAGUUUCAGCCACGCAGAGAAGGUGGCAGGUGGACCAAAGGGGGGCUGACAGCCUGCCAAGCACCAGGGUCCGCUGUGUUCCCUCCCUAGGCAUUGGUCACUAAGUGACCACAAGGCUGUGGUGGCACUGGUAGCAGAGGAUGCCCUGGGCCCUGGAGCAUGCGGAUGGCAGCUGGUCCUGGGUGGUACUUCUGGCCUCCCUGAUAACCCAAGCUAUCACGGCAAGCUUCCCCACCUGUAUUGGCGUCUUCUUCAAUGAUCUGCAACGUGACUUCCAGGCCAGCAGCAGCGAAACUUCCUGGUUCCCCUCCAUCCUGGGAGCCACGAUCCAAGCUGGGGGCCCCCUGUGCAGCUUCCUGGUGGAGCGCUAUGGCUGCCGAGCGACUAUGAUGCUGGGCGGCGUGCUGGCCAGCCUGGGCAUGGUGGCCAGCUCCUUCUGCCGCUCCCUCAGCCAGCUCUUCCUCAUAACCGGAAUGAUCACAGGCCUUGGCAUGAGCUUCAGCUUCCAGUCCAGCGUCACGGUGCUGGGCUUGUACUUCAUCCGCCGGCGGCCGCUGGCCAAUGCACUGGCCUCCAUAGGCAUCUCCCUGGGCUUCACCGUCUGGUCCCCAUUCGCCCGCUACCUCUUGGAGAACCUGGGCUGGAGGGGCUCCUUCCUUAUCUUCGGGGGGGUCUUCCUCCACUGCUGCGUCUGUGGGGCCAUCAUCAGGCCUGUAGCCACCAAUGUCCCUGAGACCAAGGAAGAUCCCCCUCCCCGUUCCAAGACACCAGCGCAAGGCUGCCUGGCAGAGUAUGGCUCAGCCAUCCAGCACCACCUGGCCUUUGACAUCCUGCGGCACAAUAUGGGCUACUGUAUCUACACGCUGGGUGUGACAUGGAUGUUCAUGGGUUUCUCGCUGCCACAUAUCUUCCUGGUGCCAUAUGCCAUGAGGUAUGGAGUGGAGGAGUACCAGGCAGCCAUGCUCAUCUCCAUCUUCGGCUUCUGCAACAUCUUCCUUCGGCCCGUGGCGGCACUGGUAAUCGGCCGGCCGUACUUUGCCUGCUACCGCAAGUACUUGUUCACCCUGGCAGUCCUGCUCAACGGGGUCACCAACCUGGUGUGCACAAUGUCGGCCAACUUCUGGGUGCUGGUAGGCUACUGCCUGGUGUACAGUGUGUCCAUGUGUGGCAUAGGCAUCUGCCUCUUCCAGGUCCUUAUGGAACUUGUCCCCAUCAACCGGUUCCCCAGUGCCCUGGGGCUCUUCUCCAUCAGUACUGGCAUUGCUGCCCUCAUCUCCCCACCAAUGGCUGGCUUCCUGCUGGACACCACCAGCAACUUCGCCUAUAUUUUCUACAUGUCAAGCUUCUUCCUCAGCUCAGCAGCACUCUUCAUGGCUGGAGGCUUCUAUUACCUGCAGAAGAAGGAGCAGAAAGGCAGGCAACCCAAGGCAGAAGGAGCCAUCUCAGAGACCAGCCCAGUGCACGGGCCUACCCCCGACGGCAAGGACAGUCCCAGGAAACAGCCACUCCUUGAGAUCGUGACCAGUGUCUGAGGCCUGCUCUGAGAGUGACAUUUCUUCCAGCCAGCAGAAUCCAGGAGCAGGCCUUUCUGGCUUUCUUCAUUGGGUCCGGGAAGGUGUCUCUGAGCCCUGCUGGGGGCCGUGAUGGCAAGCUCAGCUUGGCGAGUGCUUACUGUAGCUGCUAUGCCCCAACACACUGGACCUUCCCAUCCAACCUGCGGCCCUCCACCAUCCACUGUCCUGUCCUUCUGUGGCCUCAAGACCGUUCUAAAAGAGAGUACACUUCCUCCAGGGGCAUAAGCGAUCGACCUUGAACUGUAGGACAACCAAGACUGUGGGUGUGGCUGCGCCACACAAGAGGCUGAUCUCACACUGACUGGAACCCUGGGAGGAGCAGCAGCAGAAGGGCAGGCUGGGAAGUUGGCCAGAACGUGGGCUGGGGACAAAUUGAAGGUCAGGUGGAUCACCUGCCUGCCCUUGGCAGGAAGGAAGUCCUCGGCUUGGGUCUCCAAAUCUGGGAAGUGUGAGGAGUCCCUUGGUACCUCAGCAGGGACUGCUCCAGGGUCUUCUCUGUCUCACUCACUGGGACCCAAGGAAGCCAGAUGUUUGACUGACCAAGGGAAGGGAAGGGUUGCUAAACAGCCCAAGUACCAUGUUGAAAACAAGACUACAUUUGCAAUAGAAGCCCUGUGCUCCCCUCCUGGCCUGCUAAGGCCUUUCCCCCUACUGUGUUAUAAGUGUCAGCCCUAUAAUCCCAACACUUGGGAGGCUGAGGCAGGAGGAUCACUGUGAGUUUGAGGCCAAUCUGGGCUACAUAAUGAGCUCAAGGACAACAUGAACUACAAGAGA